Molecule: messenger RNA, 835 nt
Organism: Oncorhynchus masou masou (cherry salmon)
Lineage: Eukaryota; Metazoa; Chordata; Actinopteri; Salmoniformes; Salmonidae
Product: collagen alpha-1(XIV) chain-like
Exons: 7
Molecular function (GO): protein binding
Source: RefSeq, a predicted model, not a curated record
AUGGCUCUAAGUGGUGAUGUGGACUCCUUCCUCCUCAGUGGACUGAGCCCUAACACGGAGUAUGAAGUGAUGCUCCAAGCCGUCUUCAAAGACCAAUCAGAGAGUGAUGCGGUGUUAGUGGUGGAGACGACACUUGCCAGGACAACAACGGUUGCCACUACAACGCCAGUGAUGCGUCAGGCGGUGAGAGGCCUGCAGGUCCAGGAGGAGACCACCUACAGCCUGGAGGUGUCAUGGCAGCUGGAGGAUCCUAAGGUGGACCAGUACAGAGUCACCUACGUCAGCCUCACAGGAGACCGCAACGAGGAGUCAGUCCUAGUGCCUGGACAGCAGACCACAGUCCUUCUCCAGCCUCUGCUGUCUGACACAGAGCACAAGGUGACGGUCACCCCAGUCUACACAGAUGGACAGGACGGCAUCAGUGUUUCUUCUGUGGGCAGAACAUUGCCCCUCUCGGCGCCUAGCAACCUGAGGGUGUCUGAGGAGUGGUUCAGUCGCUUCCGCAUCACCUGGGACACGCCUCCUUCUCCCACCUUGGGCUUCAGGGUAGUCUACCAACCCACCUCUGUGCCGGGGUCAGCUCUGGAGACCUUUGUGGGAGACGACGUCAACACCAUGCUGAUCCUGAACCUGCAGAGUGACACUGAGUACACUGUGAAGGUCAUCUCUUCCUACACCACGGGAUCCAGCCAGCCUCUCCAGGGCACCGCCAAGACAUUGUACCUGGGUGUGACCAACCUGAACACCUACCAGGUGAUGAUGUCCAGCAUGUGUGUCCAGUGGCAGCCCCAUCGUCAGGCUGACCUCUACAGGGUGGUCAUCGAGUCUCUGCUCA